UCCCUUCCCUCCCCUCUCUUUCUGUGGCUCUCCUCUGUCCAUUCCAGUCCUUUCCUCUCCUCUCCUCCCUGCGGUUGUGAGUGUGCUUUUUGGGUGAGCGAUGUGUUGUUCGGUGGGUUUCGCCAGAUCUCUGGGUCUGGCCCUGCUGCCUCUGGCCCUCUGCUGCAUCCUGGCCAACCUGCUGCUGCUGUUUCCCAUGGGAGAGCUCACCUACAUCCAGCAGGACCGCCUGGCCAGCUACAUCUGGUAUUUUGGGGGACUUGGAGGAGGGGGAGCGCUGAUGCUGUUUCCAGCUGUGGUCUUCAUCACUCUUGGGAAAUGUAACUGUUGUUGGAAUGAGAGCUUAAUGAUGUGCGGAUCAGUGUUGCCAGCUGUGGUCGGCCUGGUGGGGUCUGGUUACUGUUUCGUCAUGUCAGGAUUUGUCUUGGUGCAGGGACCCCAGUGCUUCACUUCUUUUGGAUGGUCGUACCCCUUUGCAGACCAGGGCGGCAGGUAUCUCUUACAACCAGAGACGUGGUCACGCUGUCUUCAGCCGGUUCACAUUGUAGAGUGGAACGUGACUCUGCUGUGUGUGUUACUGGGCCUGGCUGUGCUUGAGUUCAUCAUCUGUCUCUUACAGCUGGGAAACGGUUUAGUAAACGCUGUCUGCCGGCCCUGUUGCUACAAGCAGGAGUAUAGUCUUAAUGCGUAGAUCAACACACACACAUGUUUGUAGAGUCACCUGCUGAGACAGAAGUGCAUGUGCACACAUGAACAAAUCACACACUCAAAAUUUACUGCACACAAAGCGUCAUUGCUCAGCACCAUGUGUAUGUGUGCAAGUACAAUUCAACCUCACUUAGACACACCAACAGUACAUGCAGUGUCAUUGACAUCUGACAGCCACGUCAGUGUUAUCAAUAUAUUUUCAAGCUUUUAAUUUGCCCUGUUAAAGUGGCAAAAAAUCAAUAUGCGGUCAUUGUUGAUAAUGAUGAUGAUAAUGAUCUUUUCUGAUGCAGAAAGUCUUAACAUUUCAGAGGCAACAGGUUAUUAGUCCACAAUAAUGUGGGGUGUGUGUCCUGAAUACUCUAUAGAAACGUAGAAAGGUACAGCAUCCAUGUUAUUGAUAAUGAUAAUAUUAUUAAUAUUAAUAGUAUUAAUAAUAAUAUUUAUAAUAAUAGAUAUAUGGAAUAGGUUUUGCUGAAGUAAGUAACAGUGUGUGAAACGUUCAUGUGCCCUAUUUGCUUUUUUAAAGAAGAAGAUAAAAAAACUGUGUUGAAUGACUACUGUUCACUUCACGAAAUUUAUAUUCUUAAUUUCAAUGUCUCUCACUUUCUUUAUUAUCAUUAUUGGCUGUAUACUUUCUGAACUUUCAGGAACCCAACAACUACAAUACCGUUUUAUUUCAUAAACAGAUGCUAUUACACUUCAAACCACUGUUGUUACACUAGUAUACUUAAAAUGACAGCCACAUAUUGUUUGAUAAUGUUGGAAAACACAUAAGCUCUUGUAUCAUUGUUGAUGGUGUCCUUGCAAGGAGAGAUGCACAUUUCCAUUAUUUAGUUGUUCAUAAGCAUCUUGGCUGACAUGAUUAUCUUGAUGUCAGCCAAGAUGGUUCUUGUUGUUCCAACAAUUAUACACUGUUUGAUCACUUAAGGAUUAAGAGCAGAUUUUUGUGUUUAUUUGUACAUUUGUUUGCUUUUUAGAGCAUUUUGUUGUAAAUUGUUUUCUUUACGUCUUUCGGAGGCUAGAUCAGUGUGAACAGACAUUUUAUAUAUAUUUUAGUGACAUAUUUUUAUAAUGUUUGUUUGUUUGUGCCGCCUUUAAUAAAAAAAUAC
This is a messenger RNA of Anoplopoma fimbria (sablefish), 1817 nucleotides long. RefSeq names its product transmembrane 4 L six family member 18 (gene tm4sf1). The transcript is spliced from 4 exons. Gene Ontology annotation, cellular component: membrane. The record is from RefSeq and is a predicted model, not a curated record. NCBI's taxonomy places the organism in Eukaryota, Metazoa, Chordata, Actinopteri, Perciformes, Anoplopomatidae. Bases 101 to 691 code for a protein of 196 amino acids.